Molecule: messenger RNA, 840 nt
Organism: Talaromyces rugulosus
Lineage: Eukaryota; Fungi; Ascomycota; Eurotiomycetes; Eurotiales; Trichocomaceae
Exons: 2
Coding region: 1-840 (279 amino acids)
Source: RefSeq, a predicted model, not a curated record
AUGAUUUCAUUUUUGUUCUCUACAAUCCUCGUGAUAGCGAGUUUUGAACGCCUGGUGGCCACCAAAACCGCGCAGAACUAUUGGACAGUCCCCAACGGCAACCAGCCGGAUUUUUCGCAAACGUUUAGCAAUGGUGAGACCUUGCCAAUUGCCUGGAAUGGCUGGGACUCUGAAUGGACGGGUUAUUUUUUGGAUGGUGCGACUGUUGCCAAUCUAUGGGUGACUUCGUACAAUUAUCAAGCGUACCAGUACACCCAGGAACUCAGCAAGGACGUCAAUAUCUCACUGGACGGGUCGUAUACCUGGACUAUUAAUGUCAGUGCUACCAGUCUCGCCAACACGGCAGAAUACGUCUUGCGAUUCAUGCGGCCAUACGAUACCUAUAACUCAACAGGUCUGCAGUUAUCUUCGCGGGGCUUCAUCAUAUUACCAGCGGGAAGCAGCACCACCUCUUCAUCUACCAUGAGCCUCACGACGACUACAUCCUCACAAACUACAAUGGCCGUCAGUUCUACGUCGACCUCUAUAUUAACUACCCCUACAUCAUCGCCGACAACAAUAACAUCCGCAUCUGCAUCAACUGGACUCAGCGUUGGAGCAAAAGCAGGCAUCGGGAUUGGAUCUGCGGUGGGUGGUGUCGCUCUGCUUGGAAUUCUGGGGCUCGCAUUUCGACGACGAUACACGCAAAAAGCCCCGCCACCUCCACAAACCGGCAGAUUGCCAGACUAUUACAAUAAUGGUAUGCAACCGAUUUUUAACGAUCCCAAGCCAAUGUAUCCGCAGGAACUUCCUGCGUAUUCAGAACCUGUAGAACUGGAUUCCCGCGUUCGUUCCCGAUGA